Fusarium oxysporum Fo47 is the source of this 1170-nucleotide messenger RNA. RefSeq names its product kinase-like domain-containing protein. The record is from RefSeq and is a predicted model, not a curated record. Lineage: Eukaryota; Fungi; Ascomycota; Sordariomycetes; Hypocreales; Nectriaceae. Bases 1 to 1170 code for a protein of 389 amino acids. The transcript is spliced from 4 exons. Gene Ontology annotation, biological process: peptidyl-serine phosphorylation; peptidyl-threonine phosphorylation. Gene Ontology annotation, molecular function: protein serine/threonine kinase activity; ATP binding.
AUGGAUUCGGGGCCUCAGAAGAAGUUCUGCACCUACGUGGAGUCGAAGUUAGUCGACGGUGUGAAUGGGCAAGGUGAAACAGUCGCCUAUGUUCCCCCUUCAGCUUUGGAGAAUUACUGGUCGCAGGCAAAUGUUGAUGACAUUCUCGACUCGCACGAGCGGCCUAUCCAAGAGAGCUCCACUUUCAUUACAAAGAACCUCCGCCACAUCUUUUCCAAUCUGGUGUAUACUGGUCACCCGCAACAGAUUUCUUGGUUCUGCGCCAGUGUCAGGAGCUUGAGCGACCAUCACCUCCCUUUUAGCGUACAGGACCUUCCCCAGAACUGCACUUGGUCCAAGGACUUUCUGGAGCACCAAUGGAUGUUUUGCCCCCUUUCAUUCACACAUGAUACAGUCUUCAAGCGUACCCUGCACUCCAGGCACAUUCUACCGGUAGCAUACGAGGCGUGUCUCACAGGCUCUGCUGGUGCUUCCGACGCAGCCACUCUGUGGCGAGUACACAUGCAGUCCGAAUGCACUCUGCCGUUAUCAAAGGCUGGUACCGUCGUCUUCAAGAUAUAUGAAGGUGCAAGGGCACAGCGCCUCUACAAAGCUGAGGCAGAAGCAUACAGUCAGCUCCUUCGCUCCAAUAAUGAGGGGUAUAUCACGAAACACUUCGCGUCGUUCUCAUUUGAAGGUAUUGAGAAGUCAAUCAUUGUUCUUGAAUAUGCCGAGGGAGGAUCUUUGCUCGACUUUUUACGAAGCACGAAUAUUCCUUUCACUCUAAGCGAGUUUUGUUUACUUUGGUCCCGCCUUCUGAAUUUAUUCGAUGCCCUCCACGCGCUUAAUGACAUAUAUAGGCCGACGGCCUCGCCCCACUGGUCCCUGUCAGGGGUUCAUCAAGAUAUACAACUCAGCAAUAUCCUGGUGUUCCCUCAGAAAAACAAAAGCUCACGAUUUGACGUCAACUUCAAGUUAGCUGACUUCGGAUUGGCCAAGAUCGGGAGGACAUCCUCACCAGGAGAUAGCUUGAUGACCAGUAACAAGGGCAACAGAAUAUAUACAUCCCCCGAAACUUAUUCAAACUAUCGUGUGCAGGACCGGGCCAAGACAGAGAUUUCGACUGCUUGCGACAUCUGGUCGCUGGGUGCUGUUUUUCAGCGAUGUUCUCGUUUGGUCCAUUGCGGGUGA